Klebsormidium nitens is the source of this 1120-nucleotide messenger RNA. NCBI's taxonomy places the organism in Eukaryota, Viridiplantae, Streptophyta, Klebsormidiophyceae, Klebsormidiales, Klebsormidiaceae. The record is from the annotation of a GenBank genome assembly.
AUGGACCGAGUCGGGAAGGAUGGUUCUUAUGAUACAUGGCACACCACUCGUAACCCGCAUGGGCAGGCCAACCUCAAGAAUAUUGCUACAAGGAUGCGGAGGCAGGGCGUCAAGCACGGCAGGGUCCGCGCUUUUUCUUCCUACAGUCCAUUUCCUCCCCGGGGGAGUUCCACGAGCCCCGCGCUGCAGCCCAAAGAAUGGCACACCGACCUCCUCAUCGACAAUUUCCGCCCGGUGAAACGCCCCAGUGGCGUCCGGGGGAUCCCCCAGGUUCCGCGCCGCACCUGGGGCGCGUUUGUGCUCCGUCCGAAGCCCACGAACGCGUCGUUCGAUAAGGGGAAGUGCGGCUUUGCGCGCGCACACAGCAAGUGCUGCCACGUGUCGCUCGUGAGCGGCAAGGCCCGAGGGAAGUGCAAAGGCCGAAAGAACCGAGAGCGAGGGGACGGGGCGUUCUUUGACGCGGAUUGGGUGGUGCCUGUUCGGGCGGGGAGGCGGCCGGGUCCGGAGGAUGACGUCGGCGAGGACGAGGACGAGGUCAGCGGGGACGUUGGUGACGUCAGCGAAGGAGAGGGGAGCGCGCGCCCCGAGAGGAACCGCUGCGAAGCAUUGGGGAAGACGUGCCGGGAUGUGUGGUCGGAGGUGGGAAGGAAGCUCCGAAUUAGAAGGCGGUUGGGAGUUCGUGACCAGGAGGAGAGCAUAUUCGGGCACUGCUUUGGUUGAGGGUUCCGACAGCGCAUGGGAGGUGUUGCAACUGGAAGCGUAGAUUUUGAUUGAUCCAUUGCUUAUUCUGAAGUGAUCUCCUGCUCAUGUGCAGCAGAUCGGAGUGCGGUACUGAACAGCCUGCCAAAAUAGGCCGUAAACAUUGGCACUAUGCCGCUAAUAUAGAUCUAGGAACAGGACCACAGAACAUUUUGUUGGAGGACAGUUCCAUGCUUCGAUCAGGUUGAUCUAAGCAGGGAUCUUUGCAUGGAAUCUUAACAGUGACAGCUAGCUGUUGCACGCCACACUGACAUGCUGGGUGCUUUUAAGUACAGAAACCAACUCGGCGAUCAGCCCCAUCUUGGACCUUCACCGAGGUGCCAGCGCUGCAGUGCGCGUGCAUUGCACGGACUUCAACCAC